AUGGCAAAAAAAGCCUACAUCUUAGCCCCCAACUUCACCACCUCCCCCUCCUCCCUCCGCCUCGGCGACAUCCUCCCCGACCCCCUCAGCCCGGACUUGAUACCCCUAAACCGAAAAUCGCGACUCCCCAUCAACCCCGACGACCUGCUACCCCCAACAACAGUAACUUCCUUCUCCUCCACGCGGAAAGACCUCCUCACCGGCCGCUUCGGCCUUUGGACCACCCUCCUCGCCGGCCUCAACCUUCCGAUGGGCGCCGACCUCGGUUUAUUCCUCGAGCGCGGCUCCAACGACGUGAUACAAGUCCCAGAGCUCGAAACAGGGGAGUUUGUCGCGACGGAGGAGUAUAUACAGCGGGUGUCGGAGCAGGAUGAUGUAAAGGGGUAUUUGACGGAGAGAAGAUACCGCGCGCCGGUGUAUAUCGUUACUGGUGUCAAGAUUGCCAGGGGGGCAUCGGUGUCGUUGGAGAGGACACGGGAGGUAGAUGCACGAGUGGGGGUGUCGGGGCCGGAGGGAGUGGCGGAGGUGAAGCCGUUGCUGCAAAUUGGGAGCAAUAGACUCCAGGGUGUCGCUUUUGAUACAGCGAGCGAGUUUGUUCUGGCGUUUCAGGUGAGGAGGAUUAAGUUUGCGAGGGGGAGGGUGCAACAUGAGUUGAGUUUGAAGGGGACGAGUAUGUUGGGUGAUGAGAGGGAGGAUGUGCAAGAGUGGAAGGUGGAGUCGGUGGAUGAUUUUGUGGGUGAGGAAGAUGAGGUUGAGGUUCUUGAGGAUUCGGAUGGGGUUCAAUGGGCGGUUGCUAGGGAGUUUGAGGACUGA
Podospora pseudopauciseta is the source of this 813-nucleotide messenger RNA. RefSeq lists its product as uncharacterized. The transcript has a single exon. Bases 1 to 813 code for a protein of 270 amino acids. NCBI's taxonomy places the organism in Eukaryota, Fungi, Ascomycota, Sordariomycetes, Sordariales, Podosporaceae. The record is from RefSeq and is a predicted model, not a curated record.